Molecule: messenger RNA, 3055 nt
Organism: Lepisosteus oculatus (spotted gar)
Lineage: Eukaryota; Metazoa; Chordata; Actinopteri; Semionotiformes; Lepisosteidae
Gene: lss
Product: lanosterol synthase (2,3-oxidosqualene-lanosterol cyclase)
Biological process (GO): triterpenoid biosynthetic process; cholesterol biosynthetic process
Cellular component (GO): lipid droplet
Molecular function (GO): lanosterol synthase activity
Source: RefSeq, a predicted model, not a curated record
AAAAUAGGCUGGAGCUAAGGAAAGCAGAGCUGAAUUUAAAGAGACAAGGUUUUACGCGCAGCGAGUUUACAUUUUUUAAAAGGGUUCAUGAUGACAGAAGGAACGUGUUUGAGGAGACGGGGUGGACCUUACAAGAGUGAACCAGCCACAGACCUGAGGCGCUGGCGGCUGUCUAAUGUGGAGGGUCGGCAAACCUGGCGUUAUGUCGAAAACGAAGACUCCGCGGAAAGGGAACUGAAUAUGCUGGAAGCUCACUCUCUGGGCCUCGACACUAGCAUGUUUGCUCCCAGUUCCCCUCCUGCUGAUACAGCAAGACAGUCAGCUCUGAAGGGAAUGGAGUUCUACCGCCUCCUGCAGGCAGAAGAUGGGCAUUGGGCAGGGGACUACGGAGGACCUCUCUUUCUACUCCCAGGCCUUCUGAUCACCUGCCACGUGGCUAAGAUCCAUCUCCCAGAGGCCUGGAAGAAGGAGAUGGUGAGGUACCUGCGCUCAGUGCAGCUCCCUGAUGGGGGAUGGGGCCUGCAUGUUGAAGACAAGUCAACAGUCUUCGGCACUGCCUUGAACUAUACCACACUAAGAAUUCUGGGAGUUGAACCUGAUGACCCUGAUAUGGUGCGGGCCAGAAACAACCUUCACAGCAAAGGAGGUGCCAUUGGAAUUCCUUCCUGGGGUAAAUUCUGGUUGGCCAUCCUCAAUGUGUACAGCUGGGAGGGGAUGAAUACUCUCCUUCCAGAAAUGUGGCUGUUUCCCACCUGGAUGCCUGCUCAUCCAUCCACACUGUGGUGUCACUGCCGCCAGGUUUAUCUGCCCAUGAGCUAUUGCUAUGCAGUGCGCCUCACUGCCCAGGAAGAUGCUCUGGUGUGCAGCCUCAGACAGGAGCUGUAUGUACAGGACUAUUCAUCAAUUGACUGGCCUGCUCAAAGGAACAACGUGGCGGCCUGCGAUAUUUACACACCUCACAGCAAACUUCUAACAGUAGCUUACUUAAUCAUGAAUGUGUAUGAGUCCCAUCACAGCACCUCUCUCAGGAAACGAGCAGUUGAGGAACUUCUCAGUCAUAUUAAGGCAGAUGACAGUUUUACCAAGUGUAUCAGCAUUGGACCAAUCUCCAAGACCAUCAACAUGCUGGUGCGCUGGUAUACAGAUGGUCCCUCCUCCCCGGCCUUUCAAGAGCAUGUGUCCAGAAUCCCUGACUACCUGUGGAUGGGCCUUGAUGGCAUGAAAAUGCAGGGAACAAAUGGAUCACAGCUGUGGGAUACUGCUUUUGCUGUGCAAGCAUUUCUUGAGGCUGGAGCCCAAGACUGUUCUACAUUUACAGAGUGUCUCCAUCAUGCCCAUGAAUUCUUCAGAAUCACACAGAUACCAGAAAAUCCUCCUGAUUAUGAAAAGUACUAUCGACACAGGAACAAGGGUGGCUUUCCUUUCAGCAACCGGGACUGUGGCUGGAUUGUGGCUGAUUGUACAGCAGAAGGCCUGAAGUCAGUGAUGCUGCUGCAGGACAAAUGCCCUUUCAUCACGCAGCACAUUCCCAAGGAGCGCCUCUUUGAUGCUGUCGAUGUGCUUCUGAGCAUGAGAAACGCUGAUGGCGGAUUUGCCACUUACGAGACCAAAAGAGGGGGAAGACUGCUGGAACUCCUGAACCCUUCCGAAGUAUUUGGUGACAUAAUGAUAGACUACACCUACGUGGAGUGUACCUCUGCAGUGAUGCAGGCACUCAAGCAUUUUAGCAAGUCAUUCCCUGAAUAUAAAACAGAAGAAAUCAGGUCUACUUUGCAGCAAGGACUAGAAUAUUGCAGGCAGGCACAGAGAGAUGAUGGCUCAUGGGAAGGAUCUUGGGGGGUGUGCUUCACAUAUGGAGCAUGGUUUGGACUGGAAGCCUUUGCCUCUGUGGGUCACACCUUCCGGAAUGGGUCUGCGUGCAGUGAGGUGCAGAGAGCCUGCGAUUUUCUGCUCUCAAAGCAGAUGGAGGACGGGGGCUGGGGAGAGGACUUUGAAUCCUGUGAGCAGCGUAGGUAUGUCCAGAGUGAGAAGUCCCAGAUACACAACACCUGCUGGGCCCUCCUAGGCCUCAUGGCCGUGAGAUACCCAGAUGACAGAGUGAUAGAAAAGGGUAUACAGAUGCUAAUUAGUAGGCAACAGCCCAAUGGAGACUGGGCACAGGAGAACAUCGCUGGUGUGUUUAACAAGAGCUGUGCUAUCAGCUACACUGCCUACAGAAAUAUCUUCCCCAUCUGGACUCUGGGACGUUUCACACACUUGUACCCUGCCAGCCCCCUUGCUGGAAAAGUCAAGUUAUAAACAGCCUUGAAACACUAUGAAGCAAACUCUAAUACCUACUUUUCCUGAUGGAAAACUCAAAAACAUUUGUUGUUGUCUAGUCCUGAGGCCUGUAAGAGUUCUUGAGUAAUUUCUUGUGCAUCUUCUUAUCUUUUCUUUAGAAACAAAAAUGCUCAUCAUUGCUUUUGUUCUAUAGCAGAUAACAAGAAAUGUGUUUACCUCUCCUAAAAGCCUUAGUCAUCAAUGAAAAUUGUACAGUAUAAAAGUAGAAGGUUGUUUAAUACAAUGAAUGAAUAAAUAAUGUCUGGAUCAAUUACAAACCAAAAGGGUUAAUAUCCUCCCAUUUGUUCUUUUUGCAAUUUUUUUUAUAUUAGCAGUAUUAAUUAUUAAUUGUUGUUUAAGUUUACCUCUACAUACAAAAAAUAAUCAAAAAUGGUUUUCAUUUUCAAACUGUUAGCAUUGUUUUGAAGACCUCUGUGGCAUACACUCAGACCCCAAAUGUUAUGUUUUUGGUGGUGAAAAAACUAUAGUGAUUAUGUUCACUGACCUUUUUUUGAAAUUCAGAGAUGAACAUUAAAAGAGAAGUGCUGUAAACAGACUCAAUACCUUGAAGAAAUGCCUUGCCUUUUACAUUUCCUGUAAAACUGCUAAUUCUGUUCAAAAUCUGUCAUCUUAAUGUUUACAGCAGCUUGUAACUUUGCCCGUGUCACUGUAGAACAUCGUGAAAUUUAAAAUUGUUUACUUGAAAAUAUUGAUUAAAGAUUUUUGUAGAUUGUAA